Messenger RNA from Pungitius pungitius (ninespine stickleback), 1864 nucleotides. RefSeq names its product transmembrane protein 199 (gene vma12). The record is from RefSeq and is a predicted model, not a curated record. Gene Ontology annotation, biological process: vacuolar proton-transporting V-type ATPase complex assembly. Bases 838 to 1437 code for a protein of 199 amino acids. Gene Ontology annotation, cellular component: endomembrane system. The transcript is spliced from 6 exons. NCBI's taxonomy places the organism in Eukaryota, Metazoa, Chordata, Actinopteri, Perciformes, Gasterosteidae.
CGCGCACGUAUUUACAGCGAGCGGCGUGACGAUGGUGCUUUCAGGGGAUGGUUGAGAGAGUCGUACGUGCGACAACUAUAUGCUCAACUCGAAUUGCUACGAUCGUUUAAACCAGGAGGUGGUCGUAUUGUUCCUGAAACAUUACGUUAUGAUCCAAAACACUGUGAAUUCUGCAGCUUGGUUUCAUUAAUACUAGUAUUCAGCAGUGAGGUUGUCAUUGAUAUAUCAACAACCACCUAAACUCAAAGAUCUGCCUAAUUAAUGUUUUCCGAAGAGCCUAGACGCGUGCACGUCAGAUUUGAUUAAAUCAUAUUUGAGCUAUUAAGUUAAAAAAAAAAACUUUACGAAAACUAGUCAGGUAGCGCUUUAUUGGCAAAUGUUUUUGCGCGUCAGGCCUUUUUUAGAAGGCAGUGAAGGGGCCAAAAGGAGGUCCCAUGUCGUAGCGAGAAACAUUUCAGUGAUGUGAAAUAAAACAUUACUUUCCACACAUAAAUAAAUAUGAUGACAAUCAGAAAAUUAUUAAGGUGAUUUUAUUAUUUUUAAAAAAGCCCAAUAAUAAUAAAUAGUCACAGAGUCACAUGAGCAGCUGCGUCAUCAUGUCACAGGAUCAACAACAUGGCGGCUUACUUGGCUGGAAUGAUAAACCUCCACUAGCUGUUCUUUGCCGUUAAACGCCGAAAUUCAAUUUCAAACAACUAAAACCUUUACGGGGGCUUUCGGCUUCCCUUUCUUGUCACCAUAUGUUCUCUAACAGGAGAACACGCUUUGUUAUGUUUUAUCUAGACAGCUGCAUCGCUUAAAAAUCACACUUCCGGUCAGUUAUUCGGAAAUAAAACCAUGGCGUCGGCAUUUACAGUCGGGGAUAAAUUCAGAAAUAAGGUGACGCAGCUGUUGAAAAGGACCGACUCGUGUCUGCCGGAACGAUUGAGAGAAGAACUGGAGGAUGCUCUUGCAAAACCGGGACCAACGACCCUGUCCUUCCGCACCGCGAGGACCCUGAAGAGACACCUCCAGGACAAAGGUCAUCCCUUCUUCCUGCAUGAGUUGUUGGAGGACAGUACGCUGCACCUGCCUGAGGUGGUGAAGCCUCCCAGAAACCCCGUCCUGGUGGCCCGUCUGGAGAGGAUUAAAGCCCGGCUGGCCAACGAGGAGUACAGCAGGAUGACGCGCAACGUCAACACUCAGGAAGUCAGCCGAGGUGGAACGUUGGCAGAUUUCGGACGUGAAGUGAGGUCGGUCAAAGCCGUGGUGGCGACCGUCUUCAACUUCCUGGUGACGGUGGUGGCUGCGUUCGCCUGCUCCUACAUGGGGAGCCAGUACCUGUUCACCGACACCGGGGCGCGAGUGAUCGCGGCCGUGAUCGCGGCGUCUGUUGUCGGGCUCGCCGAGCUCUACGUGCUGGUCCGGACCAUGGAGGGCGAACUCGGGGAGCCGUAGCCACCGCGACUUUUCGUUUGAGAAGUCUGUGUCAUUUGCAGAGUGACGCUGAAGGGAAGCUGCAACGUGACAAGUUGCUUCCAAAGGACUUUGGAAUAUUCUUCUGUUUUUAUCUGAUGUUUAUUCACAAAGAACUGAUUUAAUUGAAUGGGUUGUGUACGUAAACCCAGGGAACAUCUGGGGAGGAACUCGAACCGGAGGAUUCGGGGGAAUCGAACCAGCGACCUUGUGGUUAAAGGAGCCACAACCGGCAUUAAUCAGAAGCUAUAUGUCAUAUUUCAGUUCUGUUCUCUGAUGUAAUUGUGAAAGCCUCUCCAGAUGUUUGUGUAUCUUCACGAGAGUAACACUGGAAUGUGGAACCUGGUAUUUGUUUGUCAGCUGAAAAGUGCAAUAAAUGUAAAAAAAAAAGUACCCAGAUGUCUUGUUU